Molecule: messenger RNA, 2385 nt
Organism: Penicillium brasilianum
Lineage: Eukaryota; Fungi; Ascomycota; Eurotiomycetes; Eurotiales; Aspergillaceae
Source: the annotation of a GenBank genome assembly
AUGGCGUUUGCCAACCUAUUUAGUUAUCCCAGUGAUUACGACGUGCUUAACGUGGGAAAUGAUGACUGGAGUGAUCUUCAAGGCGCUCCUACGCGUCAGAGUCACAUUGCAUUUACUUAUCCUUUCGGCCCUACUGGGUAUUCCGAGGCCUUUGCUCUGCCCUUUGCUUCCGAUAGGGGUGCAUACUCUGGCCCCGUUCCGGAUAAAGCGGAGCCGAUGCAAUUGAACAGCGAGGCCUUGGACUCACUAGAUUUUUUCCGUCUCUCCCAGGGGCCAGAUAUGGUCAGAUCACCUUACUCGCAAAAGGCCAAAAAAAAGCCCCCUCCAGCGUCACGGAGCCCAACACCUGCGAGUAAGAGGGGACCACAAAGAUUUCGAAAACAGAAUCGCUCGUGCGAUCCUUGCCGUUCAGCGAAGAGAGCCUGCGAUUUGCCCCCUAAUACUACCCUCUCAAACAACCCUCCUUUAUCACCAUGUUCCAUGUGCAAACUACGGGGCAAGGUUUGCACGAUUGCGUGGCGUUCUACCAAGCAAGCUUCCUACAAUACCAAGAAGGAUGCGUCUGAUUCAUUCGUCAAGAGCCAUUUUACCGGCUAUGGCCCCAAUACCAUCGAACACGCCAAUGAUGGCCUCUCGCCUACCACCAGUCCAACAACUCUGCCAAGCCACGACUAUGCACUAGUAUGCCGUACCAUGGCUUCUCAGACAUGCUUUCAGAAACUGAGAGUAUACAUUCACACAUUUGAUAAUCCAAUUUCAAAUCUACUUUCAGACAAGUGCAUGCCUCCUUGUUACAUUUUGGGAAUUACUGCUUUAACACCAUUGAAACGCAAUACACAAAUAGCCGCACGAUUCAACCAAGCUGAAUCGAGCAUCAUGAACUCCUGGGAAUCGAAACCUCCUCCACCGCUGCCGACUUCUCCUGAGUCACGUCUGUUCCUUACGGCCAGCAUUCUUGAUUUGCUGUUUCAGCGUCCAUAUUCUCGCGAUAUUGCCUUGAUUGAAACGUACAAAUGGGUUGCCAUUGCGACCGGGUCGCAAUUUGUGGUCAACAAAAGUGGCGCUGAUAAGAAGGAAAAGUCUCACGAGCAAGCAAGAGAUAUUGCAUACGCUACAUGGUGCAAGGCAAAACAUAUGGUCUUUGAGAAUAUUGCAGCAAGCAAAUCGUUCCGUUUAGGAUUGUCGCUGCUCCUCUUUGGAACAAUCUUGCCACCUACUGGGACGGACCGGAGUAGUGAUUUUAGGGAAGAAGCUGCCUAUGCACUGCAUGAAGGUAUUCGUCGACUCCGCACGCUGUGUGCUGAAGCUCGUGCUUUUCUCCAGAGUGUUGGUAUCCGUUCCCAUAUUCUUACGCCCUUAGGAGGACUAUAUACGCCCACGAAAAGGCAAUGUCUGUUCCAAAAACUGUCCCCCGAAGCCUAUGGAAACGUUAUAGAGCUUAUUGCAGCUUUUGAAUGGCUCGUUGAGAUUUCACAGUCCGUAGCAAUUGCCCUUUCCCCACUUGGAAGUUUUCCUGUUGAACCGUCUUUCCAUAAGUUCAAUUCCGAGGGUCCUCAAGUGAAAGAGGUCUUCUCGGAUGUGAAAAGUAUGGAUGAUGGCAUUAUUGCGCGUGUCAGGGCAAUGGCCCAGCCUGUGACAGAGCUAUGGACUCAAGGCGCUGCGGAGCAACUUGUGCACGAGGCCGUGCUUAAAUUAGGGUCUUUCGUCGUCAUAAUGUGGAAAGCACUUGCUCGCUUGACACUAGCCGCUCAGAAUUGGGGGACCGGAUAUGUUAAAGAUGCAGAGAUCCAUCAUCAUUUCAAUAAGAUGCUAUUGCAUAUUGAUCUAUGGAGAACGACCUUUGGCACAAUUGACUGCGACUCGGCUAAGAGUUUGCAGCUGUCACCAACCGAUGUGCGGCUCAGUGUGAUUUUCUGCGCUACUGAUGGCGAUCUCGCGGUCCUUCUCUUUUAUGAGCUUUGCUGCCAUCUUCAAAAACGUCUGGGGAACCAGCCACGGGGGCAAGGUGGUUUCCGUGAAACACUGAAAUUAACCAAAAGUCACCGGGAUAGCCAACGACUUGCGAGCGCGAUCCAACUGUCUUACCUAGCUUCAGCGAACCGCGGAGUCUUAAGUUCUGGCUUCCAAGAACAGUGUGGAAUCAAGGCACCUCUUGAGGAUAUUCGGGCACACCCACAUCCUACUAUGGUGGUCCAAGCAUACCACCUAGCCAGCAAAGGUUUAGCACAAGAGAUCCAGAACUCAGUUUCAGCAGUAAAAGUAAAAGGUAUUUCAGACAUUUCUACUGCUCUCGAAUGCUGUCUGCAGGAGCUGCAAGGUUUGCAAAGUUCCCUUAUCAUGGACCCUGCGAUAGGAGGGUAUAAUGAGAGUGCAACACUCACUUGA